AUGGCUGCUCCUCCGCGUAGGGUCCAGCCGCCAACCCAGCAAUACUACGCUGUUCCUCAGAGUCCUCAGGCGACAAGUCGUUUUCAAUCGCAAUCGCAACCUCAAACAAUGCCCGUCCCACAAGCAUCUGGUAGCCAAGCUGGAAGGAACGAUACUGCCUAUGGAGUCGCGACAGGCGCUAUCGGCAGUGGUUACGGGCCAUAUUCUUAUAAUCCGACGCUCAGCAACGGACGCUAUGCCUCGUCACGAUUUAGCGCUGCGAUUUCGGAGACCUCAGUCGGCACUGCGGGCGAAAACACUGUCAACACCACUACUCAGAUGAUCGGUACAGCAUCUGUGCAGCCUUACCCGUACAUGUGGGAUACGAGAGACCCUGACCUCGACGAUGCUCUGCACAACCCCGACCCGAUCCGAGAUGCAGCGAUGGAACGCAGUUGCACGCCCUUCUCGGCGCGUGGAUGGAUGAACGCUUCAGCGCUUUUCCUUCUCGUCGGCGCCCUGCUUACAUUGUUUGCGGGAUAUCCUAUCAUCAACUACUAUGCCAAUCCGACGCCACAGACAGACGGAUACAACCUAGGCUUCAUCAAUGGGUCGGGACAGAUACCUGAUAUGCCAAAUAUGGCUGCGCUGAUAGACAAAGACACUCCGAGUUCUGCCAAGUCCUACACAUCGCCUGACGGUGUCACGUAUGACCUUAUAUUCAGCGACGAAUUUGACACGCCGGGGAGGACGUUCUGGCCUGGAGACGAUCCGUUUUGGGAGGCAGUCAAUUUAAACUAUUGGCCGACUGGUGAUAUCGAGUGGUAUGCCCCUGAGCAAAUAACUACGGAGGAUGGGAAAUUGGUCAUUACCAUGGAGGAAGUUGAGAAUCAUAAUCUCAACUUCCGCAGUGGGAUGUUGCAGUCGUGGAACAAAUUUUGUUUUACCACUGGGUAUAUUGAAGUAUCUGUUAGCCUUCCGGGAGCACAUAACGCACCGGGCUUUUGGCCGGCUAUCUGGACUAUGGGAAAUUUGGGUCGCGCUGGAUACGGUUCGACUACAGAAGGAAUGUGGCCUUACUCAUACGACAGCUGCGAUGUCGGCACGUUCCCAAACCAAACCUACCAGAAUCACACUCCCUCAGCUGCGGAAGGCCUCAGUUACCAGCCCGGACAAAGAACAUCGGCAUGUACGUGCCCUGGAGGUGAUCAUCCUGGACCUUCGGUCGACGUUGGUCGUGGAGUACCGGAGAUUGAUAUCUUUGAGGCUCAAAUUGAUCCCGUUGGAUGGAUUGGCGAAGUAUCUCAGAGUAUGCAGGUUGCGCCUUACGACGCCAACUACAUAUUCUUUAACAACAGUCCCGCGACGACGGUUUUCGAUUCGGAUAUCACUGCAAUCAAUACCUAUCAUGGUGGGCAGUAUCAAGAAGCCGUGUCUGCAGUCACGCAGAUCGACAGUGACGUAUACAACAAUACGGCAUAUGCAACAUACGGAUUCGAAUGGUGGUCAGACCCCAGUGAUCGAGCUGAUGGUUUCAUUACAUGGUAUAGCCAAGGGAAGGAGGCAUGGCAAGUUACUUCCGCUUCGUUGGGACCUGAUUCUGUCACCGAGGUUCAGCAAAGACUGAUACCGGAGGAGCCCAUGUAUAUUAUCAUGAAUUUCGGCAUGUCGCCUUCAUUCCAGGAACAAGAUUGGGCCAACCUACAAUUUCCUGCGAAGAUGUAUGUCGAUUAUAUCAGGGUAUAUCAGCGUUCAGACGUCUCAAACGGGGCCACUUGUGAUCCUCCAAACUAUCCGACUGCCGAUUAUAUCGCCAAUCACCUCAAUGCUUACUCGAAUCCUAACCUUACCACGUGGACGCAAGCAGGGUACACGUUCCCAGACAAUCGUCUAUAUAACGGAUGUGGUUGA
Messenger RNA from Fibroporia radiculosa, 1890 nucleotides. RefSeq lists its product as uncharacterized. NCBI's taxonomy places the organism in Eukaryota, Fungi, Basidiomycota, Agaricomycetes, Polyporales, Fibroporiaceae. Gene Ontology annotation, biological process: fungal-type cell wall organization; (1->6)-beta-D-glucan biosynthetic process. The transcript is spliced from 7 exons. Gene Ontology annotation, molecular function: glucosidase activity. The coding region runs from base 1 to 1890 and encodes 629 amino acids. The record is from RefSeq and is a predicted model, not a curated record. Gene Ontology annotation, cellular component: plasma membrane; endoplasmic reticulum membrane.